CGCCAGCAAGCUCUGGGAACUCUGAGGCCGCCAACCCCAACAGAGCUCCCAACCCCCCGAAUGGGCGUCGGAGUAGAAAGGCCACUGGGGCCAGGGAUCGGGUCCAGUGGAUUUGCAGACGAAGGCGGAGAGGAGCGGGGGAUCCAGGAAGAGGAGGAGGAUGUGCCGUACGACGAGGAAAGGCGAGAUGAGGGGGCUACAGCGAGGCCAGUAUGCGGAUGGGCGGAAGGGCCGACAGCGGCGGCAGACUUUCGGGAGCCGCGCAGAAUGACCACCGGAGUGGGGCGCGGCGUGUUCCAAGGAGCCGCCCGAGGAAACCUGAUGCAACCCUUCCCCAUGCCUCCCAGACAGCAUCAACGGGCCGCAGAAUGGAUGCCAAGAAGAGAAGAUCUCAAACUGGAAUACGGAGGGGAAUCAGAUGAACUGAACUUUUUUCUAAUUAGCAUCAGAGGAUACAUGGAAGACAAUGCACACACAUUCCCCUCCGAAGCAAGCAGGGUUCGAGCCAUCGGCAACACACUAAAGCGAGGAGCAGCCAGCUGGUACGUGCAACUCCAUGCCAGACACGACCCAUGCCUGAGGUCAGUGCCCCGCUUCCUCGCCGCACUGGAAAACCGAUUCAGAGACCGGCUAGAGCAAUUGAGGGCUCGAGACCAGCUGAAAGGAAUAAAGCAGAGGGACAAAACAGUGCCCGAGUACGCAGAGGAAUUCCUACACCUCGCGGAAAGGGUACCAGAGUGGUCUGAAGUGACCAAAGUGGAGUUAUUUAAAGAGGGACUACGCCCCGAGAUUUUCAGCUGGGCAGCGCACAGAGAUGACCCCGAAACGCUCCAGGGAUGGAUUCAACUAGCGGGGCGCGUUGAAUCCACCCUGGCCCAAGUAAAGCGCUUCAGGAGCAGCGGCGGCCAGCAAAGACCGGUGGCGAGAGGUCGAGGAGAAACGAGGAAGCAGGAAAGACCUGGAGGGAGGCCGGGGAUUCCCUCCAGAGGAGACGACAACAAACCUAAACCGGGAUGCUUUGUAUGUGGGAAGACGGGCCAUCGAGCAGCAGAAUGCUGGGCACGGAAGGGGGAGCCGCCAAAACCCUCAAAGCCCAAGCCAGCAACCGGGAGGCGUGCGGAGGAGGAGGUGCAAGCCCCAGAAUCUUCAGAAAAAUUGGCUGGUGAUGAAAGAAGAACCGAAGAGGAGGACGAAGAAAAGGAGGGCACCAUGUCAUGGAACCCAGUUACAGGGCUUUGGUAAUUCAGCCCUGUAACUGGGAGUCAUAACAUAAACAAUCCCAGGAGCACCUGGCAGAAGAAGAUAGAAUAUGCCUGGGAACUUGGGGCCGAAAGUAUAAACAAUUAUAAUUGGUCUAGUGUGUGAAAAUGGUAGUAAUGUGAUAUUGGGGGUGGGACUUGAUGAUGAUAUUUACGUGUGGUGUUACGUAGCAUCAAAAGUUAUAAAAAUAGUUGUAUGUAAACAUUGGGUCAUUCCUGACUUUUCCAAAGUCAUGUGUUCUUCAAUAAAGAUUGGAUUUGAGAGCAGCCA
Molecule: messenger RNA, 1530 nt
Organism: Anolis carolinensis (green anole)
Lineage: Eukaryota; Metazoa; Chordata; Lepidosauria; Squamata; Anolidae
Exons: 2
Coding region: 61-1242 (393 amino acids)
Molecular function (GO): nucleic acid binding; zinc ion binding
Source: RefSeq, a predicted model, not a curated record